ACACCACUCCACAAAGCACAGCACUGCUCGGCUUGGCUUGGCUUGUCCUCUUCCUUUGUUGCCAUGGCUACCAAGAUGGUCCUGUGUCGCUUUGUGGCCUUGGCGGCUCUCGCCUGCCUCCUCCGCCCUGGCGCGCCCGUCGAGCUCCACCGCAGGCUCUCCGCCUGGUCCGGCGACGCCGGCGCGACGUGGUACGGCGCACCCACCGGCGCUGGGAGCGACGGUGGUGCGUGCGGGUACCAGAACGCCGUCGACCAGCCGCCGUUCUCGUCCAUGAUCGCCGCCGGCAGCCCGUCCAUCUUCCAGAACGGCGAGGGCUGCGGCUCCUGCUAUCAGGUGAAAUGCACCGGUCACGCGUCGUGCUCCGGCAGCCCGGUGACGGUGGUCCUGACCGACGAGUGCCCCGGCGGCGCGUGCCUGGCCGAGCCCGUGCACUUCGACCUGAGCGGCACGGCGUUCGGAGCCCUGGCGAAGCCCGGCCAGGCCGACCAGCUCCGCAGCGCCGGACUCCUCAAGAUCCAGUACACUCGGGUGCCGUGCAACUGGAACGGGAUGGACAUCGCGUUCAAGGUGGACGGCGGGUCGAACGCGAACUACUUGGCGGUGCUGAUCGAGUACGAGUCCGGCGACGGCGAGCUGAGGUCCGUGGAGCUCAUGCAGCGCGGCGGCGCGGCGUGGGCGCCGAUGCAGCGGUCGUGGGGCGCCGUGUGGAGGUACAACUCCGGCGCCGCCCUGCAGGCGCCCUUCUCCGUCCGCCUCACCUCCGGCUCCGGCAGGACGGUCGUGGCCACCAACGUCAUCCCCGCGGGGUGGUCGCCCGGCGCCACGUACCGCUCGGUCGUCAACUUCAACAACUAAUUAACCGUGACCCGGAUGCAUCGUACGUCCGGGUGCACGCGCGCGCGCGCCCGCCGGGACGGCGUGGCGCUUGGCUUGGUUUAUGAUUCGAGCUAGCUGUGCGUGCCUACACCGGCCGACGACGACGCUACUGUGUACUGUUGCGUGCGUGACAGUCACCGUGUAUCCCCGGAAUGGCGUGUUUGUGUUGAAUAUAUAUAUAAAUAAAAGCUGGAUUAUUGGAACUUUU
Sorghum bicolor (sorghum) is the source of this 1087-nucleotide messenger RNA. RefSeq names its product expansin-B15. Gene Ontology annotation, cellular component: extracellular region. Gene Ontology annotation, biological process: sexual reproduction. The record is from RefSeq and is a predicted model, not a curated record. Lineage: Eukaryota; Viridiplantae; Streptophyta; Magnoliopsida; Poales; Poaceae. The coding region runs from base 64 to 858 and encodes 264 amino acids. The transcript is spliced from 4 exons.